This is a messenger RNA of Spirodela intermedia, 753 nucleotides long. The record is from the annotation of a GenBank genome assembly. Lineage: Eukaryota; Viridiplantae; Streptophyta; Magnoliopsida; Alismatales; Araceae.
AUGAACUAUCACCAGCACAGGGCGCACGCCAUGGACCCGUCGGCCUAUGGCCAACCGGGUCCGCCGAGGUACGUCAUGCUCUCCGAGGUCGGCAACGGCACCCUUCAACCCCCCCCGGGCCGCCGCAACCUCCCCCGCUACUACUCCAGCAAGGCCAGCGGCGGCGGCGGCGCCUGCUCCUGCGGCUGCGCCGCCCUCUUCUGCUGCUGCCUCCUAUCCCUCCUCCUCGCCCUCCUCCUCUCCCUCCUCUUCCUCUUCCUCGCCGUCGACCCCAAGUCCCCGUCUUACACCGUCUCCCACCUCAACGUCGGCGCCUUCGACGUCCUCCCCGACCUCUCCCUCCGCACCGAACUCCACGCCAGCGUGCGCGCCGAGAACCCCAAUGCGCGCAUCGCCAUUGCCUAUGGCUCGGGCGGUUCCGUGGCGGUGGCGUACCGCGGCGCACGGCUGUGCGCCGGGGAGCUGCCGGCCUUCUUCCAGGGCCACCAGAACACCACCACAAUCGAGGUACUGCUGCGCGGGGAGAGCGCACUGGGUAGCGGGGUGCAGCAGGCGCUCAUGGAGAGCCGCCGCUCGGGUAGGAUCCCCCUGGAGGUGUACGUGAAGGUGCCGGUGGUGCUGCGGCUGGCCGGGGCCGUGGACCUGAGGAAGAUGACGGUGUCCGUCAUGUGCUCGCUCGUCGUCGACAGCCUCGCGCCUAACCAGAAGGUCGGCAUCAAGUCGGCGCAGUACAAGUUCAACGUCGAGUUUUAG